Hydractinia symbiolongicarpus is the source of this 1671-nucleotide messenger RNA. RefSeq lists its product as uncharacterized. The coding region runs from base 1 to 1671 and encodes 556 amino acids. The record is from RefSeq and is a predicted model, not a curated record. NCBI's taxonomy places the organism in Eukaryota, Metazoa, Cnidaria, Hydrozoa, Anthoathecata, Hydractiniidae. The transcript has 2 exons.
AUGAUAAUAAAGAGAACCAGGUUGAUGGAGGACAACACACACUGUCACUUCAGCAUUUCACUGAUAGUAGAGAGAAAAAAAGACACAUUUUUCAAGCCAUCUUCCAACAAUAAGAAAAAGACUGCCACCAAUAACACAGCUGUCCCAUUCAAGAAGAAGGAAAACACCACAGUAGCAGUAGAAGAGAAAUACAUAUCAUUAAACGUAGGAAGAGCAAGAAGAGACUGUUUCGGUGAGUUGAAAGUAAUUCGUGGAAAAAGACUUCCUGUCAGGGUGAAGGAAACAGCUUCAGCACUGGAGUUGAAAUCCUUAGCAAUCGACAAACAUAGUAACCACGACCAAGAAUUUUGUGCUUUAGAAAGCUAUGUUAUGUUGUAUCCCGACUUGAAGGAAGUGACAACUCUACCUGGAAAUAUGGAUGACUUUCGAUUAAAUAAGUACAGGGAUUGUUUGGGAAAGCCAUAUGAAGAUUAUCAAUACGCAAAAAAGGUAUGUAAUUGUAUUACUCCAGAGGGUGACGAUGUUACAAUGGAAGACUACCAGAAUGUGUACCUGACAACAGACGUCCUGGUAUUGCCCCACGUCUUCGAGACAUUUCAAGGCGUGUGCCUGACAAACUACAAACUUGACCCUGCUUAUUUCUAUAGCGCACCCGGCCUAGCCUGGAAUGCAGCCCUAAAAUUUACAGGUAUAAGGCUAGAGCUCUUUAAAGAUCCCGAUAUGCUCCUCAUGUUCCAGAAGGGUAUCCGGGGAGGCAUAACCCAGGCCGUACACCGAUAUGCCAAAGCAAAUAGUAAGUACAUGGGAGAGCAGUACGAUCCGGAGAUUGAAUCCCUUCUACUUGCAGCAUUCACCGAAAGGCGUAUCAGGAAGCUCGUUGAGGGCAACAAGCAUGGGUAUAUAGUAGAGGUAGAUAUUGAUUACCCCGAGGAAUUACAUGAGAAACAUAACGAGCUGCCGUUCCUGCCCGAACGAAGGACGGUUCACAAGGUCGAAAAAUUGAUACCGAAUUUGGAAAACAAGUGUAAAUAUGUGGUACAUAUUAGAGCCCUUUACGAGGCUAUAAAACAUGGGCUUGAGCUCAAGAAGGUGCAUAGGGUGAUCAGGUUUAACCAGAAGGCAUGGUUGAGGGGGUACAUUGAUCACAAUACAAGGUUGAGAACGGCUGCCGGGAAUGAGUUUGAAAAAGAUUUCUACAAAUUGAUGAACCUCUCGGUGUUUGGGAAGACCAUGGAAAAUAUCAGAAAUCACCGCAACAUCCAACUGGUCACCAAUGAGGAUAAGUACAUGAAGCUUGUAAUGAAGCCUAAUUUCAAGGGUGAAAGCCGGUUUAGCAAAAACCUAUUAGGCGUAGAGAUGGGCAAGACGGAGGUAAAAAUGAAUAAGCCCAUAUACAUUGGCCAGGCCAUCCUGGAUAUAUCGAAGCUGGUCAUGUACGAAUUCCAUUAUGACUACAUGCAGCCCAAAUACGGUAGCAAGCUCCAACUCUGCUAUAUGGAUACGGAUUCCUUUGUGUACCACAUCAAAAUAGAGGACUUUUACAGGGAUAUAGUGCAGGAUGUUAAAGCACGCUUUGACACAAGUGCCUAUAAUCCCGAUGACAGAAAGCCCCUCCCAAUGGAUAAAAACAAAAAGGUGGUAGGACGAAUUAGGUGGAAAAAUAAUGACUGA